This is a messenger RNA of Lodderomyces elongisporus, 1278 nucleotides long. RefSeq names its product Std1p (gene STD1). The coding region runs from base 1 to 1278 and encodes 425 amino acids. The transcript has a single exon. The record is from RefSeq and is a predicted model, not a curated record. NCBI's taxonomy places the organism in Eukaryota, Fungi, Ascomycota, Pichiomycetes, Serinales, Debaryomycetaceae.
AUGUAUAGUUCCCCAUUUACAAAUAACCUUCAUCAGAAGGCACCAUCACAAUUCAAGGAAAAUGCUAGAACAGCCAUUUACAACCAAAUCCCACCAUCAAACAACCUUAAUGCACAUGACCCCAAUAAAAAAAUACCCCGUUUGCAACCAUCUGCAUCCUCCAUACGAUCAGCUCCUUCACAAUACUUUAAAAACUCAUACAAACUGUUACUGCACCGAUCAAGAACAACUCCUACAUCUUCUUCUUCUUCUUCAUCCUCGUCCUCGUCGUCAUCCUCCAUCUUUUCAUCAUUAACCAACAAUGGCAAACGCUCCAUCAGAUCAGCACCAUCGAUAUACUCCAGCUCCACCGCAACCAUCCCCGAAGAUUUCGAACCUAUAACCACAACGGUUGAACAAUUGAUUAAUGACAUAGCAUUGCAUGAACAACACUUUGAAAGAGAAUUUGAAGCAAAAAAACAAAGAGAAGCUUUGCCCUUGUACAACUCACCAACUUUUGACCCAGAUGAAACUUUUAAAAUAUCUCUUGGCUCAGGAUUAACAUUUCAAAACGAUUUACAAUCAAACUUUUUAAUAGACUGGAACCUCAAUGUAACACGGUGUAAACUCAUCUUGAUCAACUUGCCAAUGAUCUCAUCAGCCUCAACCACACAACAACAACUUUGCUAUAAUCAACACUACCCACCUCAACUAGUAGGCGACUUGGCCAAAGUUGUACAACUAAUAAUCAUCCAACCACACAUUACAGACAAGGAAUUGAUAUUCACCCUAGUACAAUCAAAUAUAUACAAAGAACACAACUUGGACUUGGCAUUUCGAAAAUCAGUCGCUGAAAUCCUGGUUAAACAAAGCAGAUUGUUGCAAAUAAACUCACUGCGACAAAAUACAAACUCAGAACUGCAGCAUAACUUGAGCAUAAACACAAAUGUACUAAAUGAGCACCACGAUUUCUUGAAAUUUAAGUACAAGGAAAUCGCUGUGCGAAACUACUUGAUAAAUUUGGCUGCAGCGGCAACAACAGCUCAUGAAUACAAGCUACGGGUCGACGAGAUAAAGAAACAAUUGAAAGAAGGCAAACAUGCUGCUGCCCUUGCCGGAAACAUUAUCAACCAAGGCUAUACUGAAAAUGGAGGUGGACAAGUAGUAGAGGGAAUGGGAAAAGAUUCAACAGGAAUUGUUCCAGCACCAGGCAAGAGGAAAUUGUCAAAGGAGGAGAAAAAAGUGUUGUGGGAUCAAGUACGGCUGGAUGUUUUUAAGCGAGCAGGCCUAGAAGAAUAA